AUGAUUGGGUUCUCAUUCAGCAUUGUCACCAGCUGGACAGCGCUCGGUGGUGUACUAAUCGUCGGUGUAGAAUCUGGAGGUCCGCCGGUCAUGAUCUGGUCAUGGCUAGGAAUCUCCUUGGUCACCUUAUCCGUUGCGUACUCCAUGGCUGAGAUGUGCUCUGCCUACCCAGUGGCGGGAGGGCAAUAUUCAUGGGUUGCGAUUUUGGCUCCCCAACGAUGGGCCCGAGGCUUCUCGUAUGUUUGCGGCUGGUUUAUGCUUAUUGGUAUUCUUGCUAUGGGAGCUACGAAUAACUUCAUUGGUGCAAAUUUCAUCUUGGGAAUGGCAAACCUCAACAACCCAGGCUACACCAUUGAACGUUGGCAUACCGUUUUGGUAGCCUAUCUAAUCGCUUUUCUGGCUACUAUCUCCAACAUCUUCAUCCCGCAUUGGCUAAACAAGAUCUCGAAGGGCAUCCUCGUCUGGAACAUUUGCGCCUUCUUCGUGUGUUUCAUCACUAUCCUAGUCACCAAUGACCACAAACAACCAGCCAGUUUCGUCUUCGGCACGUUCCAAAACUUCACUGGAUUCAAUCCUGCCUACGCUGCUAUCCUAGGUAUUCUACAGAGUGCUUUCGGAAUGUGUUGUUACGAUGCGCCGUCCCAUAUGACCGAGGAAAUAAAGAAUGCCCGGAAAGAAGCCCCUAGAGCAAUCGUCAUGUCCGUAUACAUUGGAGCUGUGACUGGAUUUAUAUUCUUGAUCUCUCUUUCGUUUUGUAUGGGUGAUAUCGAGGCAACAGCAACGACUCCUACUGGCGUUUCAGUUAUCGAAAUCUUCUUCAAUUCGACCGGAAGCAUUGCCGGGGCGUCCGCAUUAGCAUCUUUGAUUACAGUCAUCGUGCUAUUCUGUGCUAAUUCCUUGAUGGCCGAGGGUUCCCGCGCCGUUUUCGCAUUUGCCCGAGACCACGGCCUACCAUUCUCCAUGACCAUUAGCAAGGUGUCACCGAAACGAAAGGUUCCGAUAUAUGCAGUACUUGUGACUUGCCUGGUGCAAAUCGCUUUCAACUCAAUCUACUUUGGAACAUUGACUGGAUUCAAUACCGUCAUCUCCAUUGCUACCGAGGGAUUCUACCUCUCAUACGCAAUGCCUCUGCUCGCGCGCAUUCUUGCGCACGUAACUGGGAAGAAGCACCGAUUGGAAGGGCCAUACUCUCUUGGUCGACACGGUCUCGCGCUGAACAUUAUUGGGUUCAUUUUCCUGACUUUCUGCUGCAUUACGUUCAACUUCCCGUCACUGAAGCCAGUGGAAAGCGAGAAUAUGAACUACACGUCAGCAGCUAUCGGCGUAGUGAUGCUGAUCAGCAUCAUUACCUGGAUCGCAACUGGUAGGAAGAGGUUCACUGGUCCGGACAGAGGGCAUUUACUCAACGUUGGACGAAGAGAAGAGGUGGCCGCUACUGCGCCUAAGGUCGCGUAG
Molecule: messenger RNA, 1455 nt
Organism: Lindgomyces ingoldianus
Lineage: Eukaryota; Fungi; Ascomycota; Dothideomycetes; Pleosporales; Lindgomycetaceae
Product: amino acid transporter
Exons: 3
Coding region: 1-1455 (484 amino acids)
Biological process (GO): amino acid transport; transmembrane transport
Cellular component (GO): membrane
Molecular function (GO): transmembrane transporter activity
Source: RefSeq, a predicted model, not a curated record